AUGUCGACUUCUGGAGAAGAAAUGUCUGACGAAUCAUUACUACAAUUACAGGCUGAAGAAACAAUCGAAAAAUUUUUCAAAAAAAAUAAAACCUGGUCAUUACUUAAAUUUUUGAAUUUUAGAGCAGAAAAUGACGAUUUUACAUGCAAUAGGAGAAAGGAACAUGGUUUAUACAAAAAAGCUUUGGACGUAUUGGCGACAUAUGUUACUGCCAUAACGCAACCGGAUGCCUACGUACCAACUGGUUGUUCACAAGCUAUGAACGAGAAGUCUUCUGAAGGUGUCAUUAAUUUCUGGGCAAUGAUAGAGAAAAAGUGUAAUGAAGAAAGAAUCGAAAAUGAACGGACAAAUGGAUUGUUGCAUAUAUUUGAAGCAACAAAUAAGAGCCAACGACAUGUAACAGACAUCCAACAUCGAGAUCUUGUUGAUAUAUUCCAAUCCUGUGGCGAUAGACAAGAUGAGCCAAAUCAAAGUACUUAUUUGCGAAAAAGAAAACAAGUAGAUUAUAAUGAAGAUCGGAUGUCAAAAAGGGUUUAUCAUGAUGGUGAUAUUACGCCAUCUCCAUGUAGUUUGACAGAUAAUUCUCUUUUUGAGACACCUCAACACCUUCCAAGUGCCAGUAAUAAAUCCAACAACAAUGAUCCUGAUGAUUUUACCUCAGGUGAAGAAGUUGAGGAAGUUAUAGAUGACUGGAUAAAUUAUUAUUUUGAUAAUCUCGAAAAACAAGUGAAAAUAGAAUCUAAAGUUCAAUGGAAAGUUGGUGAGAUUAAUGUCACGAAAAAAUUUAGACAGUUUCAAAACGACCUUCUUUAUGACAUAAAACACGGUAUUAAAAAACUAACAUGGCAUGAUACUUUUGAUCUACUGGCUUUGGCGUCAAUCAUAGUUCUGGAUUGGCCCUGCCCGUAUAAUACUUUUACAGCUGACGAGUGGCUUGAAAUAACCGAUAAUAACCCAUUUAAGUUGACCGAACCAGUAUUAAAUGCUGACUUAACAACGCUAUUACUUGAUGCCACUUUCAAAAAAUCGUUAGGCCUAAUUACUGAUUUUAUAGGUAUAAAUGAUAACAGUAAGCGUAGUCAUUUAGCGAAACAAAUUUUCUAUGGAUUAGCUGAUGAUGUUCCAAUUGUAGCCCCACGCAAAACAUCUGAAGAUGAACAUAGGUUUCGAUACCUAGAUCCUUUUCUUAAAAUAUUUGGUGGUCCUUAUAAAAAUUAUAAAUUGAGAUUGAAUCGUACUGUCAAUGGGAGCCAAAAGAGGCCGGAUUUUUCGUGCGUUGUGGAUGAUGUGCCGAUCCUUAAUUCUGAAGUAAAACCCAUUGGUUAUACGGAACUACAAAGAGAUAAAGAUUAA
Funneliformis caledonium is the source of this 1353-nucleotide messenger RNA. Lineage: Eukaryota; Fungi; Glomeromycota; Glomeromycetes; Glomerales; Glomeraceae. The record is from the annotation of a GenBank genome assembly.